Aspergillus japonicus CBS 114.51 is the source of this 792-nucleotide messenger RNA. RefSeq names its product alpha/beta hydrolase. NCBI's taxonomy places the organism in Eukaryota, Fungi, Ascomycota, Eurotiomycetes, Eurotiales, Aspergillaceae. The transcript has a single exon. Bases 1 to 792 code for a protein of 263 amino acids. The record is from RefSeq and is a predicted model, not a curated record.
AUGGCCGUCAAUCCCACCACCAAGCCCCAGGCAAUCGUCCUAGUCCACGGCGCAUGGCACUCGCCCUCCCACUACUCCGACUUCACGACCGCCCUGCGCAAGCGCGGCCACGAAGUCCACGUCCCGCGCCUGCUGACCAUGAACGGCGCGCGGCCGCCCAACGCCCACCUCGAGAACGACACCGACCUGAUCCGCGGCUACGUCGAGAGCCUGGUCGAGGCCGGCCGCGAGGUCAUCGUGCUCAUGCACUCCUACGGCGGGCAGGUGGGCACCAACGCGCUCACGGGCCUCUCGACCACCCAGCGCCAGGCCCAGGGCCUUUCCGGGGGCGUGAGCCAGCUCGUCUAUAUUGCCGCCUUCGCCGUGACCGAGGGCACAUCGAUGGUUGAUGUCGUCGAGGCGCACGGCCACGGCGAAUACAUGCCGCUCGCGUUCGACUUCGCAGAGGACAAGACGACCGUCAGUCGGGAUCCGAAGGGUCUCAUCGUGGGCCCGGGGCGAACUGACGAGGAGCUCGAGGCCUAUGUCGCGGCCUUCCGGCCCCAUAAUGGCGGGGCCUGGUAUGAGAAGGUGCAGCGCUGUGCGUGGCGCGAGGUUCCACGGCUGGUGUACAUCCAAGCGACGUUGGAUAUGAACGUGCCGCUGCAGUAUCAGAAGGAUUUGGUGGAGGUGCUGGAGCGGGAGACGGGGCGUCCGGUGAGGACGUUUCAGGUGGAGACGGGUCAUUGUCCGACGUUCACAAAGCCAGAGGAGGUGGCGGCGAUUGUGCAUGAGUUGGCGGUUGGGAAUUGA